AUGACUGUCACUCGUUUUGCCUCAGCCCUUUUGGCUUCUUCUGUCCUGGGCUUGGCCUCGGCCGAUGUCCUGGAUAUGCCUAUUAUUGUCAAGGACGGUUAUAAAAUGGUACAGUUUGGUAUUGGAACACCCGCACAAACUGCCCGUCUUCUCUUCGAUACUGGAAGUUCUUCUGCUUGGAUGGUCGACGCUGAGUGCGCCGAGACUUGCACCCAUGUCAACAAGGGUAACCGAAAUGGAUACAACCUCACCGAAUCUUCUACCGGCAAGAAGACAGGCGAUGACGCCAACAUCGACUAUCUCGGCGGCAAGAUUGUCGGUCCUACCAUCCAAGACAAGUUCACAGCUGGUGGCUUAAAGUGGGAUUCCAAGUUCAUCGCUGCCAACGAGAGCACCUGGACAGCACUUGCGGCUGAUGGCUUCAUGGGCCUUGGAUUCGGCAGCAUCCAGGAUGGCAAUGCCACACCUAUUUUUGAGUCUUUGAUGGAGCAGAAGCUUAUGGACAAGCCCCGCUUCGGUAUCUACUACGACGGCGAAGAUGAUACUGGCGAUAAGCCCGGCAAGGGCGUCUUGACCCUCGGAGGAUCACGAGAGGACAAGUACGUUGAGGGCGACUUGAUCUCUGUCCCUCUGACCGCCACCAAUGGGGACUACGACCUUUGGAGAUCUAUCAUCCACAGCACCACUGGAAAGCAAGACAAGAAGAAGUGCAAGACCGACCGAAAUGAGAAGCGAACCGAGAUGAACGGCAUGAGCGUCGUCUUCGACACGGGCGCUUCAAGCAUCACAUUCCCCGAGUCUAUGAUCAACGACAUCUACGAGUCCAUUGGCAUGAACUACACUGCCAUUCUCAAGGGAGAGCACACCCCCCUCUGCAGCGAGUUCACCAAGGACUGGUCUGUUACCUUUGAGAUUGGCUAUUACGGCGACGAGAAGAACGUCACCAUUCGAGGUGAUCAGCUCCGUCGCCCUGGCUUUGCUGAGCGCGAGGAUGCUUGCUGGCCUCCUUUCCAAGACGGCCCUGAAGGAUAUGCUCUUGUCGGCACCCUGUUCUUGAGAAACUUUUACACCGUUUGGGAUUACAGCCUCUUCCCCGGUGAGGUUGGAUUCAUGAACCCUCAACUGUCUUUCGGCUACCUCAAGGAGGGCUUCUAG
Molecule: messenger RNA, 1155 nt
Organism: Fusarium venenatum
Lineage: Eukaryota; Fungi; Ascomycota; Sordariomycetes; Hypocreales; Nectriaceae
Product: aspartic peptidase domain-containing protein
Biological process (GO): proteolysis
Cellular component (GO): fungal-type vacuole
Molecular function (GO): aspartic-type endopeptidase activity
Source: RefSeq, a predicted model, not a curated record